Messenger RNA from Temnothorax curvispinosus, 6968 nucleotides. It is a transcript of the gene ClC-a, whose product is annotated as chloride channel protein 2. The transcript is spliced from 13 exons. NCBI's taxonomy places the organism in Eukaryota, Metazoa, Arthropoda, Insecta, Hymenoptera, Formicidae. The record is from RefSeq and is a predicted model, not a curated record. The coding region runs from base 2252 to 5203 and encodes 983 amino acids. Gene Ontology annotation, biological process: transmembrane transport; chloride transport. Gene Ontology annotation, molecular function: voltage-gated chloride channel activity. Gene Ontology annotation, cellular component: membrane.
UAAAUAUUAAUAGCAAAAUAAUUAGGAUAGCUAUAAUGUUCGAGACGAAUGGACAAUUUAAAUAAUUUGGGCAAUUUGUUUUGCGUGGUAUUUAUGUUCGAGCCUAUACUCAUUAUCCGUAACGCCAAUCGGUUAGGAGCCUAAAAUUGGAUUAGGGGCCGAUUGCCCAGUGGAACGUGGUCACGAUGUGCGUAGUCGACAGCUCUUAAAUGUCACCUAUAUUUCAAUCUACAGAAUCGAACUUGCCCGAUCUUAUCUAAUCUCGUGUUUCUCGUGACAUCUUCAUAUUUAAAUCGAUCGUCCCGCACACGAUUAAAACGCCACUGAAUAUUUCAUCGGCAUUAUCUCCUCCAUUCGUACGCCGGAAAUUAAAAUACAGCACGCGAUUGUCAGACUAAAAGAUUUCUAGGUCUGCGAUUAAAUCGAACCGAUAUCCUGAAAGUAUUAUAUCUCAAACCGAACUCGGCGAUUUAAUGCACAAUCGUACAGGAGAGUCGCGAUGUAACCGCCCGGCGAAAUCGUGUGUGAUGUGCGUGAUGCGUGCUGCAUCUGUCACCCGCAUAUUUAUAUCGUCAACUAGUCCCGGGGACGCUGCCAGAAUCGUGGUAUCACACGUCAAGAUCGAGAUCAUUGACGUUGCGAUCGAAACAGACUCGAUUAUCUUGAGGCUCGAUCCUGUUUUACAAGAUAAUCUUUGAGAUAAUGUCACGUGGUCUUUUUUCCAUAUAAGAAAGAUGAUUCGCGAAAUAAUCGUGAUAAGGAAACGUCACUCAUAGAUAUUUAUCGAUGUUCUUACUCUUCAUAAUAUUAUUUUCUGCCCGCUUAAAACGCGAUUGAUAACGUGCGUGACUGAUCGUUGGGCGGUCGAUUAGAGAACAAUAUAAAUUUGAAGCAGACGGGUAAAUAAACUGAGUUGUCGCGUAUCGAACUUACGAAUACAUAAGUGAUCGCUAGGUCUAUCAAAAAAGUGGAAACGGUACAUAAGUGGUGGCGAAUAAAUAACAGGCGCAAUGUCGUGCCAAGUAUAUUUUCGAACGAGAUCUUGGGACACACUGUAUAACAAAUAAAUCUUACAUAUAUAUAUUAUAUAUAUGUACGACAUGCGUGCGAUGCGACAAAAUCCAGAUUCGAGAAUUUUUCGAAAUAAGUGACGUUGCACGGGCGUGAGUUCGCGAUAGAAGAUGGAUGCGUCUUGAAACCAGGGCGCGCAUCAGGUGAAUUUACGCGGCCUCAGGUGAAACGUCGCGCAGCUUAUUCGACAAUAAACAAUAGGAUUUCGCCCUGUCGACGCUGGCUGGGCGACGCUAAAAAUAAGGAUUUUGACUGUUGCCAAACUUCAACAAAUAUUCCCACUGAGGUGUGAAGCAGACAUCCACGAGACGUCGCCGUUUAGUUUGCGCUCGUGUGUACGCACGUACAGAUGCAUAGAAUUAUUGUUUAAAAAAGGAAUUCCUCGAAACAGUCGUGAAAAUUCGCGCAGACGUUGCCGCAAGUUUAUCGCGAGCCGCUAAAGUCGUUCAGGACUUUGCAUAAAUAAAAAUGUGACAGUCGUAAACAGUUACGGGAGACGUAAGCAAAAUUAUAAAUUGAAAUUGAAGCACAAGGAUUUAAAAUUUUGGUGUACUAGCGAGGCAGUACUCUAAACGGUGAAAAAUUUUCUUGAAUGACAUUUCGAAGAACGUAAAUAAGAUUCGUGUAGUGAUGGAGAAUCUAAAAAUUUGUUGGUGUAGAAAAAACAACGCAGACACUUUCAUACGUAUUAUAUACGUAAGGAAUUUAUAGAAAAUUUGGGUGACGAUUUAAAAAUUUGUUGAUACCGGAAAGUUAAUUUAUUAAACAGCAAAAGAAAAGUGACGUAGAGUACUUCCACAGUGCUUUUUCAUUAUUUCGUUCAAUUGAAUCCUUGUUAAUUAUUCUUAUUUAUUUAUUUAUUACCCACGAAGUAGCCGUUGCGUAAGAAUGCGCAAGAGACGAAGAAUAAGAAUCGUACAUAUUAAACGAAACUAUCGAAUUUUGGGAUUUAUUAAGUUUCAAAAAUUUGUAUGACUCUUUAAUGACUUCUGAGCUCAAUGACCAUGAGGCGAUAUCAGACGGUAAUUUUUCGACGAAAUAAAACACACUUUUUAGUGGAAGUGAAUGACGAGCAGACGCGAGUUUCUCGAGAAAAAAAUCAGAUUUAUCCGCGUGUGGCUACAUCUCGCAGCGAAACUUCAGAAUGUAGAUUAAGAAGGUGGUAUACGAUCGUGCAGUGAUGUACGAAAUGGAGGAGAAGCCGAGGAGAGACGCAUCUUUAAGCUUAAAUUCGAGUUUCCGUGAGUCGAGUAAUCCAAGUGACGAAUCCUCGAUGCAAUCCGUGAAACUUCUCGCCCAGCUCUCCCUGCCGACCUUGGUCUUGAACAGGGCAUACUUUGUCUGUAACGACAACUACCUUAUGUAUGGUCGCUACACGAAGGACUUGGGUGAGUACGCGAAGGAAGAAGCACGCAAGCUCAAGUAUCAUGACAAAGCGAGGCGGAAGUAUGAUAAAACGAGAGCAGAGGAUCUGCGGAAGUCCAGGCGGGGUCCUCUGUGUCGAAAGCUGCUGGCCCUGCUGGCUUUCGCCUGGAAACACACCGGCGCCCGGUUAGGUGAGGACUGGAUUUUCCUUGCCCUCCUCGGCAUCAUUAUGGCACUCAUCAGUUACGCCAUGGACCGUGGCAUUUCCAUGUGCAAUAACGCCAGGAUAUGGCUCUAUCAGGACCUUACGUCGCAUCCGGCCUUCAAGUACCUGGCCUGGGUGUCUCUGCCGGUGUGCCUCAUUCUCUUCAGCGCGGGCUUCGUUCAUAUCGUAGCACCGCAAAGUAUAGGCUCCGGCAUUCCGGAAAUGAAGACCAUUCUACGCGGCGUGGCGUUGAAGGAAUAUCUGACCUUCCGUACCUUGGUUGCCAAGGUGAUCGGCUUAACGGCGACCUUGGGCUCGGGGCUGCCGCUUGGCAAGGAAGGUCCGUUCGUGCACAUCGCCAGCAUCGUCGCAACGCUGCUUUCCAAAUUGGUCACGAGCUUCCAGGGCAUUUACGAGAACGAGAGUAGGAACUGCGAGAUGCUGGCCGCAGCCUGCGCGGUGGGCGUCGCCUCCUGCUUCGCGGCUCCGAUCGGCGGCGUUCUCUUCAGCAUCGAAGUUACCACGGUGUACUUCGCGGUCAGGAACUAUUGGCGCGGUUUCUUCACCGCGGUCUGCGGCGCCACGAUGUUCCGUCUGCUGGCGAUCUGGUUCCAGCGCGAGGAGACCAUCACGGCGAUGUUCGCCACCAGCUUCACCAUGGAAUUCCCCUUCGAUCCGCAGGAACUCUUUGUCUUCGCCCUGAUCGGCGUCGGCAGCGGGUUGUUGGGCGCCUUCUACGUCUGGCUGCACAGGCAAUACGUUAUCUUCAUGCGGAAGAACAAGAGCAUGAAUAGUUUUCUACAGAAGAAUCGUUUUCUGUAUCCCGGCAUCGUGUCCCUGCUAGUCUCGUCCGUGUCGUUUCCCCUUGGGCUCGGUCAAUUCAUGGCAGGCGAUCUGAACACGCACGAUCAAGUUCACGGUCUCUUCACUAACUUCACUUGGACGAAGGAGAAUCUCAGCGUCGAGGAGAUGAGUGUCGUGAAGCACUGGUCAACGACGUACACCGACGUUUUCAGCGGACUCCUUAGUUUCGUUUUAGUUACCUUCAUCUUUUCCAUCAUUAGUUCGACGGUGCCGGUACCAUCUGGAAUUUUUAUUCCCGUAUUCAAGAUCGGUGCUGCGCUGGGUAGAGCAGUCGGUGAAGCUAUGGCUCUCUGGUUUCCCACUGGCGUGCGUUAUGGCGGAGUAAUUACACCAAUAAUACCAGGUGGAUACGCCACGGUGGGCGCGGCCGCAUUCUCCGGUGCGGUGACGCACACGAUAUCCGUCAGUGUCAUCAUUUUCGAGAUGACCGGUCAGAUCACACACAUCGUGCCCAUAAUGAUAGCGGUGCUGAUCAGCAACGCCAUCGCCGCGCUUCUGCAGCCUAGUAUAUACGACAGCAUCAUCCUGAUCAAGAAAUUGCCUUACUUGCCCGAUCUGCUUCCAUCGAGUUCAGGAAUGUACAAUGUUUACGUGGAGGAUUUCAUGGUCCGCGACGUAAAGUACAUAUGGCACGGCAUCAGCUAUCAAAAGCUGAAAGAAAUACUGAAGGAGAAUCGCAAGCUACGUGGAUUUCCGCUGGUGGAUAAUCCGGACUCCAUGAUUCUGCUUGGAUCGAUCCAGAGAUUGGCGUUAAUCAAACUUAUCGAGAAGCAUAUCGGUCGCGAGAGAAGGUUACAGGUCGCGCAAAAAUGGCACAAGGAGGCGGAGAGAGCGCGCGAAGAAAUAGAACGACAGCUGCGAGAACAGGAGAGGACGAGGAGGCCUUCGAGAUUCGAGGUUAUCCCGGCACCAGACAUUCUCAAGAUGCAACGGCAGAGUGUUAAUGAUCUAACGAUGUCGCCAAACAAUGGCAAUGAUCAUCACACGUACCAUUCACCGGUGUUCGGAUCGCAACCGAAGAAGUCGAUUUUGAAGAAGACCAAUUCUUUCACUCUUAAGGGAUUCAGCCCGUUAGUUAGCCCGGCGGUGACGCCCUAUACGACAGUUACAGGCGCGGAAAGCAGAAUUCGUUUGGCGUUCGAGGCAAUCUUUCGCAAAUCCGCCACAUUGCAAGACGUGGAUCCCGAUCCGGAGUUGGGUACCAGGGAGAGUCAGGAUGCCAUCAAUGUGCAGUCCCACACGCCCAUGCUGGCCCCGAGUCCGGCGACAUCGAAGAAAGUACAAUUGCCUCGAGAGAGAGUGAUAGACAUGUCGGCCGAAGAUCAAAAACGGUGGGAAGAGAGCGAGAUGGCACUCGAGGUAGAUUUUUCGAGGUGCCACAUCGACCCGGCUCCUUUUCAGCUGGUCGAAAGAACGUCCCUGCUGAAGGUUCACAGUCUCUUCAGCAUGGUCGGCGUGAAUCACGCUUACGUAACGGCCAUCGGCAGGUUGGUCGGAGUUGUCGCACUGAAGGAGUUGAGGAAAGCUAUCGAGGAUGCGAACGCCGGUAUCCUGCCAAUGCAUCUCGAGUCGCACAUCGCCGAGUCGAUCUCGAGCCUGGCGAGAAGCGAGACGGACAUAGAGAGCAACAAGAACAUCAACGCGAUAAAUUCUAUAGGUUCCUGCGAGGUGGACUGCGAGAAAACGGACAAAAUCUGAAGGCUAUGCCGUGUCGAGACGAGCGAAAGCUUAUAUUGUGAUAGCCGCGUUGCCGUUGUCGCGUGACGCGGCCCGAAUAAUGCGAGAGAGCCGUGUUUUAUCUAAUACUUUCCUUUCCUCCUUCUUUCCCUUCCUGGUCAUUCGCGCGAUUCGAAAGCGACUAUGCGUUAGCCGUUAUGCGCGAGUAAAGCCCGAACUACGUCUAUCGUGUAAAGUUCAUCGUAAGCGAUCGUAACGCUCGUCGUAACAGCUCAUCGUAUGAGUUGACUCAAUUUGAAGCGGUACGAUAGAUGUGUAGAUCUAGUUUAACGCGUAACGACACUCUCUCAAACACUUCUCUCGUACUUAAGCCUAAGGUGAGCGUAAUAACACUAAUAACGAAAGUCUCGAGGAAAGACACGAGUGCGCGAGAUAGUAUUAAGCGAUGCGACUCCGUUUCGGAAUUUCCUAUUCUUUUUUAACGUAUAAUGUCGUACGAUAUUAAGUGACACGACCGUCCGCGUCGGUCGCGUUCGUGCGCGAAGAUUAUUUUUACCGGAUAGAUAGAUAGAUGGAUUCGUACAGAGAUGAGAUUCGUUUCUCGACAGAUGUUUUACGUGGAAAUCGUUUUAUCGAGAAACAUCGAGGAGAGAACGUAUGUUUUCCCGUUGUAUAUUUUAAUUAGGAUAAUGCGCGUGUUUUUACACGUUUGCAUGAUGCACGAGAAUGGACGCGCGAGGUCUGGACCGGAACCAGACUGUGAAUCUUGGUCGAGCCGAGAGUACGCGCUUACGAAAUACGCUAUGAAUCGCGAGUCUAUAAUAUCGUUACUGUCACAAGCGACAAAGUAAGUUUUUUAAACGGCUGAACGGGUCUCUCGACGGAGCGAAAGUGAUUUGUAGUGCCAAAAGCAGCAACGGCGACGGCGACGCCGACGCCGACGCUGCGCUUCCCUCGUGUGAUGAAACGCGUGCACAAUUCGACCUAAUGAUAAUUCCACGUACGAGAUCAUUUGUGACUCCUACAUCGACGCUCCUCUAGCUAGUAAGUAUCUGACCAUGGUUGUGCCAGACUAUUAUUUAUUAAUAUAAUUUUUAAUUAUUGUCAAAUCAAGUACGCGAGAAAAUCACCGCGUUGUAGAUUGAACUUAGCAAUUCUCUUCCAUUCUCUAUACGAUACUUAAUUUAGAAGCGGGGCGAGAAAGAUGCCUCGGUUGCACAUUGGAUUUCUUCUAAGAACAAUUCUAGUUUGCGUUUAUUUCCAUAUAUAGAAUACGUUUAGAAAUUAUUUGACUUGAAAAUCGAGUGCGGCUUUCGCUUGUGUCAUUAAAAAUCCCGUUGACGAACAUCUAUCGCGAGAAUUAUAUUUUAACGAAAGUCGCAUUUCGGAUGUAUCAGAAUGAAGAGUGUUUUCUUCUAAUUUACUACUAGGUUAAUUAGGAUGUUACAGGCAUAAGAUUAUGUAUAUCACAGUUACUAUUCCGAUAGUUUCUCAUAGUGCAAUUGAGACGAUGUUGUCUACACCGAACUUUGUAUUAAUUGUUAUUGCUACAGUCCAGAGAAUGGCUUUAACGUCAUUUUCAUAUAUCGCCACUCGAAGGACCGCGAAAAUUUUUAACGAUAUUUAAGAUAUUUUACAUUUUACAUUCCAUUCGACUAGAUUCUCAUCUCGUUAGAUUGUACAUACAUUUAUUACGCCGCGUAUUAUUGCAUCGUAUAAGAUGAUGCUGUCCGCCGAUUGUAAAUAAUUGUGCAUCGUGGAAAGACAUUAAAUAAUUUAUUACAUU